UUGUAACACCACGUGUUCGCCUUGAGAGCGUCCGAGAUUUCGUGAGCGGGUUUUGUGAAGUCUUACGGGCAGCAAUAUACUUCGCUAGGUUGAACAUUUUUGAAAAUUUUCCGUGACAAAAAUGUGGGAGAAUGUACCUGAUUUUCUGGAGCUAUUCAGGAACUUUCCUGUUUCCAUAUCAGUUCUGUUUGUGGUGCCAAUAGUCCUUCUGAGCGGCCCCGUUUCACCUGUCAUGGCUGCGCACGAGUUUCCCGUAUUCAGAAUGCAACAAUUUGACCUUCACCAAACUCAAAGCGGAUCUCGCAGCUCACUGGUUAACAUGGAAGCACGACCCUUGACCUCUGACAUGUUAACAAGACGUUGUGUGGUGACAAGGCUAUCAGAUCUCACCAUUGACAGAUUUAAGGAUGCUGUCCAAACCUUUGGGGCAGGCGCAGUACUGAUUCUGCUCCCAAAAAAUACAUCUGUGGCCUCCCUUGAUCAGCUGGAGGAGUGGCAGCAGCUGGAGAGAGAUCUAUUAACCAUUGAGGUUCCAGUGGCUGUAUAUUUUGCUUAUGAAGACAAAGAGUUAUCAGAAAUUUAUGAUGAUAUCAAAACAGCUGUGACCAGUGAUCAAGCUGGUUCAGCAUUUGAAGCUUUACUUGGAGUUGCUUCAGCUAGUGGGUAUCAAAUGGUUGUGAAUGUUGGAGAAGCCAAACAGAUAAAAGAUGCAGCUAUUACAAGUUUACAGGGGAAGUUGUCAGGAAUGGGAAUUGAUGAACAACUGCCCACAAUUGCUGUUGUAGCUCACUAUGAUGCUUUUGGUAUAGCACCGAGUAUUUCAUUUGGAUCAGAUGAUAAUGGUAGUGGGGUUGUGGCUCUCCUAGAAUUGGCAAGAUUGUUUUCAAGGCUGUAUGCAGAUCCUAGAAUGCAAGCAAGAUACAAUUUGGUGUUCUUUCUCUCUGGUGGAGGAAAGUUUAAUUAUCAAGGGACAAAAAGGUGGCUGGAGGACAAUCUGGAUAAUCCAGAAACAAGUGUACUCAGUGACGUGGACUAUGUGUUAUGUCUGGAUAGCAUUGGGAAGACAGAUCAUAUGUUUUUACAUGUUUCCAAACCUCCAAAAGAAGGAACUCCUGCAUUUGCCUUAGUAGAGGAAUUUAAAAUGGUAGCAGAAGAAAUUUUUAAGGACCUUAAUUUUACUAUGGUCCACAAGAAAAUUAACUUGGCAGAGGAGACAUUGUCGUGGGAACAUGAAAGAUUUUCUCUGCACACACAGCGUCUUCCAGCUGGUACAUUAUCUCACCUGGCUGACCCACAAGUUUUAGGAAGAUCAUCAAUCUUUGAUGUUAGAUCGUCUGAGAAUGAUGGGAAAUUAAAUCGUAAUGUAGAGUAUAUUGCUGAAGUUCUGGCUAGACAUGUUUUUAAUUUAACAACAAAGGGUUUCUCUAAGAAUAUGAGAGUGUUCAGUGCUUCAAUGGCUGUAGAUUCACAUUUUGUGAAAACAUGGAUGGACUAUCUUGGAUCCCAAGCACGAGCUGCUCAGCUGUUCCAUAAAGACCACCCAUUUCUUACUGGAUUAGAACAGACUUUCUCAAAAUUUGUCAAAGAUGUUAAGAGAUUCACAGCAAAAGCUGAUAAAAGGGACCCUGAGUUUGUCUUCUAUGAUCGGCCAGACACAAAGAUGUUUGCAUACAGGGUGAAGCCAGCCGUCUUUGACUUGUUUCUAGCACUUGGCAUUGCAUCAUAUCUGGGAAUGUUCUAUCUUGCUCUUGCGAACUUCAAUAUUUUAACUGAAAUUCUUCCGAGACCAGUGUCAAAUAUGAAGGCCAAACAACCUUGAACAAAGUAAGCAGGACUGGAGAUAUAAGAGCCUGUCUUUUUUCAUGAAUGGACUAUGUCAGAUACAUGUCUUGUUUCAUGCUAUUGAUUGGAGAUCAAGAAAUCCUUGUAGCAUUGUAUUGUAUUGUUUUUUACUUCCCUGUUUUUACAGCAUUGGAAAGACAUUAAAACAUUCCAAUCAAAGUCGUA
Molecule: messenger RNA, 2007 nt
Organism: Stylophora pistillata
Lineage: Eukaryota; Metazoa; Cnidaria; Anthozoa; Scleractinia; Pocilloporidae
Product: BOS complex subunit ncln
Biological process (GO): regulation of signal transduction
Cellular component (GO): membrane
Source: RefSeq, a predicted model, not a curated record